Molecule: messenger RNA, 470 nt
Organism: Nannochloropsis gaditana CCMP526
Product: ribosome biogenesis protein rlp24
Exons: 2
Coding region: 12-470 (152 amino acids)
Biological process (GO): ribosomal large subunit biogenesis
Cellular component (GO): nucleolus
Source: RefSeq, a predicted model, not a curated record
AUACACCAGCUAUGCGGAUAUUAAAGUGCUAUUUUUGCUCGGGCCCCAUGUAUCCGGGGCAUGGAACCACCUUUGUCAGGAAUGAUGCCAAGAUGGUGGUGGACGCGACCUUUGACUUUGAGAAGCGGCGAAAUCGCCCCGUGAAAUACGACCGAGACCUUGUUGGAAAGACUGUCCAAGCCAUGCAGAAGAUACGCACCAUCCAAUCUCGGCGCGAAGAAGUUUUCUACCAGACACGUAUGCGUGAGGCAAAGAUGAAGGAGAAGGCCGCAUUGCAAGUGGAAGUGAAGGAGAAUGUGGAGUUGUUGGCGCCGGCUGCGGCGUCCCGGGAGAAAGCGCUGCUCAAUGUGCGGGAGAAGGUCAAAGAGCGCCAGGCUGUGCGAGCCGCGACGAAGGCAGGAGGAAAAGGGAAGGGUGGACAGAGGGGAGGGAGUGGGGAAGGGGAGGGGGGUGGAAUGGAUGUAAGUUAA